CGAGCCGGGCUUGCGGGCUUCGGCGUCCAUCGGGCCCGGGUCAUGGCGGCCGCAGGGUCCGCGCCCCGGGCUGGCGCCAGGCCCAGGUUAGAUCUGCAAUUUCUCCAGCGGUUCCUGCAGAUACAGAAGGUUUUAUUUCCGGCUUGGCCGUCACAGAAUGCCUUGAUGUUCCUGACCCUUUUGUGUGUGGCCCUCCUGGAACAACUGGUAAUCUACCAGGUUGGUUUAAUCCCCAGUCAGUACUACGGGGUCCUGGGAAACAAAGACUUGGAUGGGUUUAAGACCCUGACCUUCCUGGCUGUGGUGCUCAUCGUUCUCAACUCCAUGCUGAAGAGCUUUGACCAGUUCACCUGCAACCUGCUGUACGUGAGCUGGAGGAAGGACCUCACGGAGCACCUCCACCAUCUCUACUUCCGGGGCCGCGUUUACUACACCCUCAACGUGCUGCAGGAUGACAUCGACAACCCGGACCAGCGCAUCAGCCAGGACGUGGAGCGGUUCUGCCGACAGCUCAGCAGCGUGGCCAGCAAGUUGAUCAUCUCCCCCUUCACCCUGGUCUACUACACCUAUCAGUGCUUCCGAAGCACAGGCUGGCUUGGCCCUGUGAGCAUCUUCGGGUAUUUCAUCCUGGGAACCAUAGUGAACAAAAUGUUGAUGGGGCCCAUUGUUGCGAAGCUGGUGCAGCAGGAGAAGCUGGAAGGGGAUUUCAGGUUCAAGCACAUGCAGAUCCGGGUGAAUGCCGAGCCUGCCGCUUUCUACAGAGCUGGGCACGUGGAGCACAUGAGGACAGACCGCAGGCUGCAGAGACUCCUCCAGACCCAGAGGGAGCUGAUGGUUAAGGAGCUCUGGUUGUACAUUGGGGUCAACACAUUUGACUAUCUGGGCAGCAUCCUGAGCUACGUUGUGAUCGCCAUCCCCAUUUUCAGUGGUGUCCUGGGAGAUCUGAGCCCCACAGAGCUCAGCACCCUGGUGAGCAAGAAUGCCUUUGUGUGCAUUUACCUCAUCAGCUGCUUCACCCAGCUCAUCGACCUCUCCACCACACUCUCGGAUGUGGCCGGUUACACACACAGGAUUGGGGAGCUUCGGGAGACCCUGCUGGACAUGUCCCUGAAGUCCCAGGAUGAUGAGCUCCUGGACGAGAGCGAGUGGGACCUGGGCAGGGCCCCAGGAUGGCCAGCAGCAGGGCCUGCAGACACAGCUUUUCUCCUUGAGCGAGUCUCCAUCUCUGCCCCCGCCUCCGACAAACCCCUAAUCAAGGACCUGAGCCUGAAGAUAUCUGAGGGGCAAAGCCUGCUCAUCACGGGCAACACAGGCACUGGCAAGACCUCCUUGCUCCGGGUUCUGGGUGGCCUCUGGGCAAGCACAAGGGGCUCAGUGCAGAUGCUGACGGACUUCGGACCCCAUGGGGUGCUGUUCCUGCCACAGAAGCCGUUCUUCACUGACGGGACCCUUCGUGAGCAGGUGAUCUAUCCCCUGAAGGAGAUCUACCCGGACGCAGGUUCUACUGAUGAUGAGAGGAUUGUGAGGUUCUUGGAGUUGGCAGGCCUGUCCAGCUUGGUGGCACGAGCAGAAGGACUGGACCAGCAGGUCGAUUGGAACUGGUAUGAUGUUCUGUCCCCAGGGGAGAUGCAGAGGCUCUCCUUUGCCCGGCUUUUCUAUCUGCAGCCAAAGUACGCAGUACUUGAUGAAGCCACCAGUGCCCUGACGGAGGAGGUGGAGAGCGAGCUCUACCGCAUCGGCCAGCAGCUGGGCAUGACGUUCAUCAGUGUGGGACAUCGGCGCAGCCUAGAGAAGUUUCACUCGUUGGUUCUGAAACUCUAUGAGGAAGGAAGAUGGGAACUGAGCAGAAUCAAAGUGGAAUGAAGCUAAGGAUGCAGCUGGUCCCUGGAAGGAGAGCCGGGCCCAGGGCAGGUUGGCAGUCCCCAGGAAACACUGGUUCACCUCAAGGAUCUGGUGUGGACCCAGCCCAGGUGUGGGCCUCGCUGGGACACUCAGUCCUGCCAGGACUCCUGCAGCCACAGCCAGAGUGCUGUACACCUGCAUUGCUGAUUACGUACAAAUGACCUCAGAUCAUGUUUUACACCUGCAUUGCUAAUUACUUACAAAUGACCUCAGAUCAUGUUUUCUAAAGAAAAACCCACAAGUGUGAAGUCUCUAGGAAAUGAAGGUUGCAAGUGGACCUAGUAGUGGAUUUGGAGUCAAGAGAUCCACAAAUCUUUUAAAUCAGCCACAUUUUGCAGCAAACGAUUUUUAAAUUUAAUUAACUAUAUAAAUAUAUA
This is a messenger RNA of Talpa occidentalis (Iberian mole), 2279 nucleotides long. It is a transcript of the gene ABCD4, whose product is annotated as ATP binding cassette subfamily D member 4. Gene Ontology annotation, biological process: fatty acid beta-oxidation; long-chain fatty acid import into peroxisome; very long-chain fatty acid catabolic process. The coding region runs from base 43 to 1863 and encodes 606 amino acids. NCBI's taxonomy places the organism in Eukaryota, Metazoa, Chordata, Mammalia, Eulipotyphla, Talpidae. Gene Ontology annotation, molecular function: ABC-type transporter activity; ATP binding; long-chain fatty acid transmembrane transporter activity. Gene Ontology annotation, cellular component: peroxisomal membrane. The record is from RefSeq and is a predicted model, not a curated record. The transcript is spliced from 19 exons.